AUGGCCGAGGGUGUGGAGCGGCGCCUGGGCAACCUGACCAUCUUCAGCCGCGAGGACUUCGAGGACAACUGGCGCCAGGUGGCCAGCGGUGGCUUUGGCCAGGUGUUCCAGGUGCGCCACAAGUGCUGGCGGACCCACUACGCCAUCAAGUGCUCCCCCUGCCUCCUGACGGACGCCCACAGCUCUGAUGUGAAUUGUCUCAUUGAGGAAGCGGCCAAAAUGGAGAAGAUCAAGUUUCAGCACAUCGUGUCCAUCUAUGGGGUGUGCAAGCAGCCCCUGGGCAUUGUGAUGGAGUUCAUGGUCAACGGCUCCCUGGAGAAGAUACUGCCCACUCAAAGCCUCUGCUGGCAGCUCAAGUUCCGCCUCAUCCAUGAGACCAGCCUGGCCAUGAACUUCCUUCACAGCAUUAAGCCUCACCUGCUGCACCUGGAUCUUAAGCCGGGCAACAUCCUCCUGGACAGCAACAUGCACGUCAAGAUUUCGGACUUUGGCCUGUCCAAGUGGCUGGAACAGUCGACCCGGAUGCAGUACAUUGAGAGGUCAGCUCUGCGGGGCACCCUCAGCUACAUCCCCCCAGAGAUGUUUCUGGAUAGUAACCAGGCCCCAGGAUUCAAAUAUGAUGUAUACAGCUUCGGGAUAGUCAUCUGGGAGAUCCUCACGCAGAAGAAACCAUAUUCAGGCUUCAACAUGAUGAACAUCAUCGUGCAAGUGGCCAUGGGCGUGCGGCCCUCCCUGCAGCCCAUCUUGGAGGACUGGCCGGGUGAGGUCCACCAGAUGGCAGACCUGAUGAAGCGUUGCUGGGACCAGGACCCCAAGAAGAGGCCAUGCUUCUCAGACAUCACAGUGGAGACGGACAUGCUGCUGUCCCUGCUCCAGAGUGCCGUGGCUGACCCGGAGAGUGAGGGCCUGGCCAGGAAAGUGUCCUGUAAGCCGUUGCUGCGCCGGUCCCCGGAGGUCAAUGAGGACGUCCGCCAGGAGCUGACAGACAGUGACUCAGGAGACUACUGGAAGUGGGCGCUGCAGUUGUCGGACAGCGAGAGCUUGGUCCCCAGCGAUGAGGAACUGGGCAUCUAUGAGAACAAGGUCACCCCCCUCCACUUCCUGGUGGCACAGGGCAGCUUGGAGCAGGUGAAGCGGUUGCUGGCCCACGAGGUGGACGUGGACUGCCAGACAGCCUGUGGGUACACGCCCCUCCUCAUCGCCGCGCAGGACCAGCAGCCCGACCUCUGUGCCCUGCUCCUGGAGCACGGGGCAGACCCUAACCUGGCAGACGAGGACGGCUGGGCCCCGCUGCACUUCGCAGCCCAGAAUGGGGACGACCGCACCGCCCGCCUGCUCCUGGACCACGGGGCUCACGUGGAUGCCCAGGAGCACGAGGGCUGGACCCCGCUGCACCUGGCCGCGCAGAACAACUUUGAGAACGUGGCCCGGCUCCUGGCCUCCCGUCAGGCUGACCCCAACCUGCGUGAGACCGAAGGCAAGAGCCCUCUCCACGUGGCUGCCUACUUCGGUCACAUCAGCCUGGUCAAGCUGCUGACAGGGCAGGGGGCCGAGUUGGACGCUCAGCAGAGAAACCUGCGGACUCCGCUGCACCUGGCCGUGGAGCAGGGCAAAGUGAGGGCCAUUCAGCACCUGCUCAAGAGUGGGGCGACCCCUGACGCCCUUGACCAUGGCGGCUAUGGUCCACUGCACAUCGCGGCCGCCAGGGGCAAGUACCUGAUAUGCAAGAUGCUGCUCAGGCAUGGGGCCAGCACUGAGCUGGCCACCCAGCAGGGCUGGACACCACUGCACCUAGCGGCCUACAAGGGCCACCUGGAGGUGAUCCACCUGCUGGCAGAGAGUCACGCUGACCUGGAUGCUCAUGGGGGCAUGAACUGGACUCCCUUGCACUUGGCAGCGCGCCAUGGGGAGGAGGUGGUGGUGCUGACCCUGCUGCGGUGUGGGGCGGAUCCCAAUGCCUCUGAACAGUCUGGCUGGAUGCCGUUGCACCUGGCCGUCCAAGGAGAAGCCUUCCUGAGUGUCAUCCACCUCCUGGAACACCAUGCCGAGGUCCAGGCCUGCAACAGGGUGGGCUGGACAGCCGCCCACCUGGCUGCCCUCAAGGGCAAUGCGGCCAUCCUCAAAGUGCUGGUCAAGGCCGGUGCCCGGCUGGACACCCAGGAUGGGGUGGGCUGCACACCCCUGCAGCUGGCCUUCCGGAGCCAAAGGCAGGGCAUUGUCGCCUUCCUGGAGGGCAAGGAGCCCACAGUGCCCGUUCUGGGUGGUGCUGAGCCAGGGGCUCAGACAGAGGUUUAG
Molecule: messenger RNA, 2295 nt
Organism: Echinops telfairi (small Madagascar hedgehog)
Lineage: Eukaryota; Metazoa; Chordata; Mammalia; Afrosoricida; Tenrecidae
Gene: ANKK1
Product: ankyrin repeat and kinase domain containing 1
Exons: 8
Coding region: 1-2295 (764 amino acids)
Biological process (GO): protein phosphorylation
Cellular component (GO): cytoplasm
Molecular function (GO): protein binding; ATP binding; protein kinase activity
Source: RefSeq, a predicted model, not a curated record